Messenger RNA from Stomoxys calcitrans (stable fly), 1972 nucleotides. It is a transcript of the gene Larp7, whose product is annotated as la-related protein 7. The record is from RefSeq and is a predicted model, not a curated record. Gene Ontology annotation, molecular function: mRNA binding. The coding region runs from base 92 to 1933 and encodes 613 amino acids. Lineage: Eukaryota; Metazoa; Arthropoda; Insecta; Diptera; Muscidae. The transcript is spliced from 2 exons. Gene Ontology annotation, biological process: RNA processing. Gene Ontology annotation, cellular component: nucleus.
GCGAUUACAGUUUGUAAACGAUUAAAGCGUUAAUUGAUAAAACUAUCGAUAUAUUUUACCAUUGCAUUCAUUGGGCCGGCAAAUUAACAUCAUGGGCACUAAAAACAAAAAGCGUAAAUCCGACGAAGAUUCGAAGGACGAAUCUUGCAAGCAAGCAUAUGAUAAUGCACCGGUAUCACCGGACGAUUCGUCUAGUAUUACGUAUAGCGAAGCCGCCUCAGACCAUAGGAAAGUCAGCAGAAAACGUAAAAAACAUGCUGGUGCUGCAAUUGGAAACCAACCCGUCGCUGAAUCUAUGGAAGCACAUACACCUCUAGAGUACACUGAAACUCAAGAGACAUCAAGAGUAGUAGGAAAUGAAACAGCUCAAAACAAGAGCUAUCGUAAACGCAAAAAACAUUAUUACAAUGGCUUACGAGCACAAAUGGAAUUUUAUUUUGGUGAUGCCAACUUAAGCAAGGAUCGUUUUCUCAAACAAUUAAUUGACAAGGAUCCAUAUGUUCCUUUGAAAAUAUUCUUAACCUUCAACAAAAUGAAGGUAUUGACAUCGCGUGUGGAAGAUAUUGCGAAAUCCUUGACUACAUCCCAACUUUUAGAGUUAGAUGAGAGCCAGCAAAAGGUAAAACGAAAAAUUCCUCUGGUGGAAAAACGUAAUGUAGACGAGAAAACAAUUUAUGUUGAAGCAUUGCCGUCAUCAGCCGACCAUGAAUGGGUGCGACAAAUUUUCGAAAGGUUCGGGAAAGUUGAUUAUAUAUCCUUACCUAAAUAUGCAAAAUCUCAUAAAAUUAAAGAAUUUGGAUUUGUUGAAUUUGAAAAGGAGGAAAGUGUUGGCAAGGCUAUAGAAGCGUUUAAAGAAUUUAACGGGGUCUUAUGUAUGCAAGAGAAGGAUCCCUCCGAAUUGGUCAGUGUAAAAUCUUAUAUAAAAGAAAAUACUGGCGAUGAUUCAGUAGUAUCCGAUUUAACCCAAUGCGAUUUAAGAAAGAGACCGAAAAUUGAAACUCAAGAUGAAGCCGAACCCGUAGCAAAGAAAUUUAAACCAGAUUCGCAAGAUGAAGAAGUUUCCUCUAACAUCGAGGGCAAUACUUCACAAUCGGAACCUGAAGAAGCAGGUGCAGUCGCAAAGAAUAAAGAUGACAUGGAUGAAGAUGAGAGAAAGAAAAAACGCAGAAAACGUAAAAAGAAAUCUAAGUCCGAGGAGAAACUUAAACGCAAGGCCGAACUGAAUACAGACGUAUCCUACUAUGAACUAAAAAUUUUACCUAAAAGGGAUUGGAAACGCCUUCGUAAUAAAUAUCUGAAUUUACAAAGAGAAAAGGUUGCUGAGCUAAAACGCAAGGCUUGGAAGGAACAGCAAGAGAGCAAACAGCAAUGUAAAGACCUUACAAAAGAUGAAAGUUGUUCCCAAUUGCCUAAGGAAGAUCAAAAGAAAAAGUCUAAGGAAUCUAAACAUAAACUUCAAAAAAUGAAUAUGAACUUUUAUGGAGCAGCAGCAGAAGAGUCACAAGUAAAAACUCCAACCUCAGAAAAACCACAACAUAAUCCUCUCGAGCGACCACCAUUGUUCACUUACGAGGAGGGUCUAAUUGUAGAGAUGUCAUUCCUGGAACCUUGCGUAAACAUUAAAGAAUAUAAAGCUGAUAUGCGCCAAUAUGGCUCCGUUAAGUACGUAGAUAUUAAAGAAGGAUCCAUGCAGGCUUAUCUGAGGCUGGAAUCGCCGGAGAAAGCGAAAGAAUUUGUACAAAAUAUCAGCUGUGCUGAAUAUCAAUGUAAAAUUCUUAUAGGCGAUGCCGAGUCAACCUAUUGGAGGAAAAUAGAAAGUGAUAGAGAGCAAAAAUUGAAUAAACAAGUCAAAGUGCCACAAAAACGUGGCAGAGAAAAAGUAAAGAAACUUAUUAGUAAACACAUACGUUUCGGUGACGACGACGACGACUGAGACGAAAAAGAAUAAAUAAAAUGGUUUUAAAAAAGUCAA